Formica exsecta is the source of this 787-nucleotide messenger RNA. Its product is annotated as chromatin complexes subunit BAP18. The record is from RefSeq and is a predicted model, not a curated record. Bases 113 to 610 code for a protein of 165 amino acids. Lineage: Eukaryota; Metazoa; Arthropoda; Insecta; Hymenoptera; Formicidae. Gene Ontology annotation, cellular component: MLL1 complex; NURF complex. The transcript is spliced from 4 exons.
CGAACGAGAUUCGCAAAAAAGACACGAGAUGGCGGUAACGGAGUACUAAUGUCGCCUCCAUGUCACUAUCGUUGGAACGGUUGUGAUCGAAUAUAACAACAAUAACAACAACAUGAACUCUGCGAGCAAGGUGGGUGAAAUCUUCACCGCAGCUGGUGUGGCCUUUAACAAGCUGGGUGAACUCACAAUGCAGCUGCAUCCAACGUCAGACUCGCUGGCAGGUAAAUGGACUGAGGAGGACAUUGAGAUGCUCCGUCACUCAGUAAGGGCUUUCAGCGAAGAGUUGAACAGAAUAAGCGAGCACAUCAAGAGUCGGACGGUUUCUCAGAUACGGACCACCCUGAAGAAAAAGGCGUUCGAAGAAGCCGGAAUAUCCGUCAGGCAACAACAGAUUCUUCCUCAGCAAGCACAACAAUCGACAUUAGUUCAGCAACAGGUCGUUAAGCAGCAGUCCACAUCGGGAAAUCAAAGUCUAAUAGGAAAAUCAGCGGAAGUAACGCUCAAUAUGCUGAACGCACCUGAGACGGAAGUGGAUGUCGAGGGACUUCCCGAGGAAUGUCAAGUGAAACUUGAAUUCGAAGAAGGCGCUACCGAGGAAGUUACUGGUUAGCUUUAUAUAGUUAACUUAUUAAUUAAGUUAACUGAGUAAACAGCUAAGGACUUGACUAUACCAAGUUUUCUAUCAUCUGAUUGUUCAUUGAUGGUUCGAAUUUUAACUAGUUUUAAGUAUCUCGAUCGCAUAUAAGCUCAUAAGUUACCUUUUUACAAUAAAUGUAUAAAAAUCUAA